Molecule: messenger RNA, 908 nt
Organism: Sorex fumeus (smoky shrew)
Lineage: Eukaryota; Metazoa; Chordata; Mammalia; Eulipotyphla; Soricidae
Gene: TNFRSF12A
Product: TNF receptor superfamily member 12A
Exons: 4
Coding region: 121-510 (129 amino acids)
Biological process (GO): positive regulation of apoptotic process
Cellular component (GO): plasma membrane
Molecular function (GO): protein binding
Source: RefSeq, a predicted model, not a curated record
CUAGGGGCGUGCCGGGUGCGGGGUCGGCCCCGGAAGGCGGGGGUGGGGGCGGGGCGCCGCGGUGUGUCCCGGCCCGCCCGAGGCCACAGACGGGCAGCCCGCGGCCACCGUGCGCGCAUCAUGGUUCCCGGACCGCUGCACCCGCAGCUGCGGGUCCUCGUGCUGGGGUUCGGACUGGCCCUGCUGGUCGUCGCGGCCGGGGAGCGGGUGCCAGGCACCACCCCCUGCUCUCGGGGCAGCUCCUGGAGCGCGGACCUCGACAAGUGCAUGGACUGUGCUUCGUGCCCGGCGCGCCCGCACAGCGACUUCUGCCUGGGCUGUGUUGCCACCCCCCCCACCCCCUUUCGGUUGCUGUGGCCCAUCCUGGGGGGUGCCUUGGGACUGGCCUUUGUGCUGGGGUUAGUUUCCGGUUUCCUGGUCUGGAAGCGCUGCCGCAGGAGAGAGAAGUUCACCACUCCCAUCGAGGAGACGGGUGGCGAGGGCUGCCCUGGCGUGGCGUUGAUCCAGUGAGAGGCCUGCUCUGCUCAUUCAUUCUCCGGAACCACCCCAGACACCGCCAGGGUGUGGAGGAAUGGGGGGGACAGUGAAUCACCUCUGAGCCCCGUGUCCUGGUCUCAGGGGAACCUGCCAAGAAGCCCAAUGGGCCUGUGACUCCAGGAAGAACAGGAGACCGAGCACGACACUAAGGAACUGCAUUUUGCACAGAGGGGUCCCUGCGGCCCUCUCCCUCUGCCCCACCCGCAUCUGUACUGACAUUUCAUCCCGGGCAGGGGGAGGGGAGGGAUCUGUUCCUACACUAGGGGCUGGCCCUCUAGGGGGGCUGAUCUCAAGACAGCCCUCUCGGCCCCCUGGAGGGGGGUGGCUAUUUAUUUGGGGAGAAUUUAUUAAUAAAAGCUUUAACUUUAAAA